Messenger RNA from Cyphellophora europaea CBS 101466, 1053 nucleotides. RefSeq lists its product as uncharacterized. Gene Ontology annotation, molecular function: oxidoreductase activity, acting on NAD(P)H. The coding region runs from base 1 to 1053 and encodes 350 amino acids. The transcript is spliced from 2 exons. The record is from RefSeq and is a predicted model, not a curated record. NCBI's taxonomy places the organism in Eukaryota, Fungi, Ascomycota, Eurotiomycetes, Chaetothyriales, Cyphellophoraceae.
AUGGCCACCGAGGACACCAACCUCGCCGCCUGGCAGAUGGAGAAGAUGGCUCCUUUCACAAUUAAGGAGGCAGAGCUCUGGGAGCCCGGCGAGAACGAAGUCCGCAUUAAAGUCCGAGCCGCCGCAAUCCAACCCGCCGAGGGCAAGAUCGCCCACCAGGCCAUCUUACCCCUAACCUACCCAGCUAUCCUAGGCUCAACCUGCGCCGGCACGGUCGAUGCACUAGGCGCCAACGUGACGAAAGUCUCCGUCGGUGACCGCGUGAGCGGCGGCCUGGCCAACUACGCACGGCGCGGCGACCCAGCCCACGCGUCGCUGCAGCGCUACACUCUCGCUGACGUGAGCGAAGUGGUAGAUAUCGGCCCUGACUUGGCCUUCGCGAAUGCUGUCGCGGCGAACAGCAUGACCCCUGCGGCGAGUCUGUUCAAAUUCCUCGGCAUGCAGUAUCCGGGGAAGGGUGACGAUGCAGAGCACCGUGGGGGACAGAAGUUGUUGAUUUGGGGCGGGAGCAGUGCGAUGGGCGUGCUGAGCGUGCGCUACGCCAAGCUAGCGGGCUAUACCGUUGUCACGACGGCGUCGAAGCACAACCACGCCAUGCUGAAGGAGGCCGGCGCAGACGUGGUCCUAGACCGCAACGACCCGCAGAUCUUGGAGUCGUUGAAAGCAGAGCUGCCGGUUGAUUUCUGGUUUGACACCAUUGCACUCCCGGACACAGUCGAGCUGCUAUACAAACUGGCCGAGGCGCAGCGGCGGUCGACAGGGAAGGACGUCCACAUCGUGACGCUGCUGCCGGCAACUUCACCGGGCUAUCCCGCGUCGCCUGAAGGGGUCACGACGCAGAUGAUGCUGUUUCGGGGUGGACUCGAAGAGAACAAGUCGCACGUCGCGUGGCUGAUGGGCAAAGGGGGUUUUUUGGAGACGGGAAUGAAGAACGGCUCGAUCAGGGGCGUGCCGGCGGAAGUGGUCGGUGGGCUUGACGCCGUGCAGAAAGCGACCGAGACCAUCGUGAAGGGUGUCAGUGCGAAGAAAUUGAUCAUUGAUCCGUGGCUGUAA